CUCACAGGCUCCAGACCAGGCUAUCAACUUCUUAUUCUUUUCUGUGCGCCUUUCCUGGAUCUAAUCACUCUAAGUGCUGCCUCCUUCUCUAGAAUUCCUCUACCAUCUAGUCUUCCUCUCCACUCCUCCUGUCUUCACCCCUACCAUCAGCUUCCCGUGGAUUAUUGCUGAUUUUUCUGCCCCACAACUCCCCAGCCCCUUCCUCCAGGUCCAUCCAGCUCCCAGUUGACUCAUCGUUUCAUCUCCCCACAGCUUUGCUUUCCUCAUGCUACUUCCCCUUCAGAGACACGACAAGGGCUUGAGUCACAGAGCACAGUGUAUCAGAACUGGAAACUACUGCUCUGUUUUGGGUUGAAUCCUGUCCCCCCUCAAAAUGUGUGUUGGAAUCCUAACCCCUUGUCUUAGUUAUCUAAUGUUACUAUAACAGAAAUAUCACAAGUGGAUGGCUUUACAAACAGAAAUUUAUUCUCUUAUAGUCUAGUAAGCUAGAAGUCCAAAUUCAGGGUACCAACUCUAAGGCAAGGCCUUCUCUCUCCGUCGGCUCUGGAGGAAAGUCCUUGUCAUCAAUCCACCCCUGGUCUAGGAGCUUCUCAGUGCAGGAAGCUAGAGUCCAAAGGACAUCCUCCUUUCCUGGUUCUUCAUUUUUGGGAGCAUGAGGUCCCUCUGUCUCUCUGCUGGCUGCUCUUUUUUAUAUCUCAAAAGAGACUGACUCAAGAUAUAACCUAAUCUUGUAGAUUGAGUCCUGCCUCAUUAACAUAACUGCCUCUACUCCUGCCUAAUUAACCUCAUAGAGGUGGGAUUUUCAACACAUAGGAAAAUCACAUCAGAUGACAAAAUGGUGGACAAUCACACAAUACUGGGAAUCAGGGCCUAGCCAAGUUGACACAUAUUUUGGGGGACACAAUUCAUCCCUAACACCCCUAUACCUGUGGAUAUGACCCUAUUUGGAAAUAGAGUUUUCUUUGUUAUGUUAAUGAGGCUAUAUUGGCACAGGGUGUGUCAUAACCCUAACCCCUUCUAAGUUAUAAACCAAAAAACCAGCUGCCUUUGAAGCAACUCAGACUCAUGGUGGCCCCAAGUGUUUCAGAGUACAGCUGCUCCAUAGGGUUUUCAGGGCUGUGACCUUUUAAAAGCAGAUUGCCAGGCCUUUAUUCCAAGGUGCCUCUGGGUGAAUUUGAACCGCAAACCUUUCAGUUAGUAGUCAAUCACUUAACCUUUUAUGCCACCUAGGAAGACAAGCAUAAAGUCGGGGAAGAUAGCCAAGGAACCAAGGAACGCUGCGAUGACAGAAGCUUAAUGAGAAAAGGAUCUUCUGCCAGAGCUGACAGAGAGCCUCCCCUGCAGCCUCACAAAUUAUGAGAAAAUAAAUUUCUAUUCAUUAAGCCACCCACUUGUGGCAUUUCUGUUAUAGCAACACUAGGAAACUAAGACAUGGUCCAAACCCCUCAUUGUUUAGAAGGGAAACUGAGGCUCAAAGAGGGAAAGGCAUUUACCCAAGGUCCCCUGUCGAGUCUAGAAAUCCAAAUUUCAUUUGGCAUUCAAGGUGCGCUUCCUUCUAGCUCAGUCUGGCUCAUUUGCUCAUUUGUUUACUCAAUGUGUACUUUUUGAGCAUCUACCAUGUGGCAGGUACUAUUCUGGACACUAAAGACACAGCUGUGAACAAACAAGACAGGCAAAGAUUUCUGCCAACACAGAGGUCAGGACCUAGUGGCGUGGGGGAGGGAGAGACAGACAAUAAACACAACAAAUAAGUAAGUCAGAUAGUAGUUAGGCAAAAAGUGCUAAGGAAAUUUUAAAAUAAAGCCAGGCUAGGAAUAUGGGGAGGGAUACUUAGGUGGCGCAAAUCAUAAAUCACUCAAUUGCUAAGCAUAAAGUUGGGGGUUUGAACCCACCCAGAGCCACCUUGGAAGACAGCCCUGGCCAUCUGCUUCCAAAAGGGCACAGCCUUGAAACCAUGGAGCAGUGCUACUCUGAAACACAAGAGGUCACCAUGUUGGAAUUGACAGCAAGGCAACUAACAACAACAAGGAGUAUUGGGAGUGCACAAGGCAUGUGGGAUGGUGCAGUUUUCAACAGGGUUGUCAGAACAUGCUAUUUGAGUGCUUGAAGGAGGCGAGCGAGUUAACCGCGAGGAUACUGGGGGAAGAGAGUUUGGGGCAGAGGGAACAGCCAGAGCAGCUUAUGAAAACUCAUCUCCUCAAUACACACCCACCACCCUGGGCAAGAGUGAUAGGGACACUGGGCUGACUGUAGACUCCUUUCCUCUGAGAACCUGGUCCAGAGCCUAGUGUAAAGUCCUGAGGGUGGGCUGCAGAGAAGAGGAGAAUCAAGUAAGCCUCAUCCUCGGGCUCUCUGUACUGGGCCUCAGAGCAGGGGAAGUCCAGGAGUCCCUUAGCCACAGCCACACGUGGCUGCUUUGCCACCCAGCCUUGGCUUGGGGGCCAGAGUUUUGAAUCCUUGAGAAGGAGACCCUAAUAUAGCCUUCAUGCUCCAGCCUCACUACAUCAUUCCCCUAUCCCAGCAGGGCCCUGACCCUGCCUCGCCCAGCCCCCACUUGGGCUUCUUCAGUGGGACUGCCUGGAGCUCCCAGACUUUGAUGCAAUCUUCUUUCCUUGGCUUCUCUGACUCAGUGGCAACGGAAAUUUCCUCACCGGGUCCCAUCGGGUCCCUCAGACUGGAAGUAAAGUCCAGGCACCAAGACUGAGCCGAGCCCGACCUGAGGCCUCGCCACCCACCUCCUCACAGGAACGAAUGCCAACAAAAUGGGCACAGGAGGCUCCCUGGCACAUGCCUGGCCCUAGAAUCCACUGCUGCUGUCAGCGCCAUCCUUGAACUGAGCUAGCCUCAUUUUGGGGAUCUUGGGCUUUUCUUGUUCUUGCUCUGCCAUCCACUUUUGGGUUCAAAUCACCACUGGGAGUUCCUGACUGGGGACAUAAAGGGAGACAGAAAAGGAGUCAGAUAACUUGGUUUCCAAUUUCAACUCUGCCUCCUAUUAAAACACCUUAAGCAAGUUCCUUAAUCCCUCUGAGCCUCAGUGUUCUCAGCUGUAACAAACUGUGCUUUACAGAAUUUUGUGAGGUUGAAAGAAACAGCAUUAGUGAAAGCACCUAACCAGGUGUCUGGAACACAGUUGUAGUUUGUUGCUCUCAAGUUAAUUCCGACUCCUGGUGACCCCGUGUGUGUAGAGUAGAACUGCUCCAUAGUGUUUUCAAGGCUAUGACCUUUCAGAAGCAGAUUGCCAGGCCUGUCUUCCAAGGUACCUCUGGGUAGGUUCAAACUGCCAAACUUUCGGCUAGUAGUUGAGCACUUAACCAUUUGCACCACCCAGGAACUCCUAAACACUGGAUUCCUUCAUCUUUAAUGCCCAGCAACAUGAAACCUCCCUGAGGCCAGGAUCCUCCUGGUCACCUCUGUCCUAGGCCCCCAGCCGUAGGCUGUAUCCAGUUUAGGACCCAACAUUAAAUGUGCAAUACAGUUCCCUCUUCACACAACACUCCCAGGUGGCUUGUUAGCAUGAAAAGUAAAUUCCUGGUAGGGAAGUCAAAGAAAGCCUGAUAUGUAUUGGCAGGAAAGAUAUAAGUACUUUCACAUCACCCCCAGUGUGACCCACUCAUCUGGCUCUGUUCAGGUCUUUCCUGGUUUUAGUGACCUUGGCAGCAGUGUAUCUCUGGGAAAAAUAGGCCUAUGGCAAUUAGUUUUAAAUUGCUGAAGGAUCUCUCACAGCUGGUGAUGGAAACGAUGAUCAGUAGAAACUGCUCAUUUGUGCACACCCCCUCCCCACCCGUCUCUCAAGCAGCGCCCAGGGCACACACCCACCUACCAUACCUUAGAUAUGCCUCUGUCUUGGGCACCUUUGGGCGACCUUUGGGACUUGAAAACCCCAAAUCCUGGGAAACCCUUCAGUUGCAGGCAAACUGGGACAGUUGGUCACCCUAUUAACCACUUCUACUGCCCUCAGCCUAACACACUAGUGGCCUUUUCAGGCUCCUGCUCCCAUUAUCCAUUCUCAACAUCCUCGGAGAGGGAAGGAAAAGAAAAAAGUGGGAGAGGGAGGACAGUUUUCUCAGCCCAUUUUCUAGGUCUUAGAGUCCCUGGGUGAUGCAAAUGGUUAACAUGCUCAGCUGCUAACUUAAAGUUUAGAGGUUUGAGUCCGCCUAGAAGCACCUCGGAAGAAAGCCCUGGUGAUCCCCUUCUGAAAAGUUAGCCAUUGGAAACCCUAUGUGUUACUGGGUGGAAAUCCUAGGUUCUGCUCAGUGUGACUGGUCCCAGCCCAAAAAGGAGAGGCCGAGGUGGGAGACUGGAAAGGUGCCUUUAUUUAGUUGCUCAAAGAAAGGAACAUUUGGGGCUGCUGCCACCAAGACUGGGUGAGAGGAACUGUUACCUCAUCCAGGGUGAGAGGGAAUGUUACUUUUAUGGGGUUUACAAGCAGGAAGUUCAUACAAGUUACAACAGCAACACUCUUACACUGCGCAGGCACAAUAUAACUUCACGCAUUGCCUGUUCAGAAAAUGGCAGUUAAACUCCACCCAGAGGCAGGGGAGUUACUAUGUGUGAGGUACUUAAUGAGCUCAAAGGUUAUCCAGAACGUCAACAUGGUGCCUAAACUGGUUUCUGCCGAUUUCCUCUAGUUUUGGGCAGCAGUUAAGGAAAGGAAAGCCAAGAUGUUAAUGUGAAGCUACGGGGCAUACCAAACAAGCUGCUUGAGGCAGUGGAAUUUUCUGCAGCCUGGGACCUCUGUCUUACAUGGAGCACAGGGUCACCACGGGUCGAAGUCAACUUAAUGGCAACUGUAACUGUUUCUAAGUCCCAACCUCUUUGUCAGGCAAUUUGCCCUUCCAUCCAUCCACACUCUCCCUGCUCACUAACUACUGGUACUCCCCCUGCUGCCCGAGGCCAGCCUCUUUGGGAUGGUUGUGGCUCUCUUUUCCAAGGCCCCUUUCUGCAGACAGCUCCUCCUUAGCACCCCACCCUGGCCAUCUUCUCAGGCCCUCUGUACAGUAUCGCUGUGCGCUGCUGACACAGUGCCACACUUUCUGCUCUUCCCUUUGCCCAAGCAGGUCUGUCUGGUCGCACAGCUGCACUUACUUCCUUACAUCAAUAACCCAGAGGGAGCCUUGGCUGUCCACAGGCAUAGAUCUCACGACAUACGUCAGCAUUUCAAUGACACUACCAGUCAUUAAAUUCCCCCUAACAACAUAGUAAAUGGUUACUGGAAAAUGUAAAUGUCCCUUUUGUACUUCUCUGGAAAUGUCUGAAUAAACACGGUGUAGAGCACAUGGGCAGGGCACCAGACUCACCCAUUGACUGAGGGACCUGCCUCUGCCUGCCAGGCUCACAGUGACCAUCAAAUAUGGGCUCCAAAGGUGGUAAAUUAGAGUGUGUAAUUUUUUUUUUUACUAGUUGCCAUCAAAUCAAAUUGACUCUGAUUCAUGGUGACCCCCUGUUUGUCAGAGUAGAAUUAUGCUCCUUAGGUUUACUGGUGGCUGGUUUUUCAGAAGUAGAUAACCAAGUCUUUCUCCUGAGGCACCUCUGGGUGGACUCAAACUGCCAAACUUUCUGUUAAUAGCUGAGCUCAUUAACCAUUUGUAUCACCCAGGGACGUCAAUGUGUAAUGUACUUCUGGUUAAAUCCCAGAAUGCCAAGGUCUCCUAGAUCUUCAACCCAACUUAUAAUUGAGAAACACACACAUCUGGCUCCACAAGGCAGAAUGCCCACAUGCAUUUAUCUUCUCUCCCUCUGCAGCAAAAUUCCAGACCCUCAUCUUCCCAGUCUCCAUGCAGUUGGAGCGCAGGUCAGGGCUUGGUGGGCAGCCUCCCCGAGGUGCUGCAGGUGCCCGUGGGGGACUCCAUUCAGGUGCAUUGCCACUAUGGACUCCAGGAUGUCAAGGCUCGGAAGGUGUGGUGCCGGUUCCUGCUGGACAGCUGCCAGCCCCUGGUGUCCUCACCCGUGGAUCGCAGAGCCCCCGGAGACACGCGCACGUUUCUCACUGACCUUGGUGGAGGCCUGUUUCAGGUGGAAAUGAUCUCCCUGCGUGAGGAGGAUGCAGGGGAGUACGGCUGCGUGGUGGAGGGAGCCGCAGGAUCCCAGACAGUGUACCGCAUGGCUCUGGAAGUGAUCCCUCCAGCUCCUAGCCUGAAAGAAGAGAAAGCAGAGGAAACCUACGAGAUUGGCAGUCCCUUUGGUGAGCUCUCCUCAGAUCCCGUGGGCAGUGCCAGCCCUCUGGAACCCAGCCCAGAUGAGAAGAGCAUUCCAUUGAUCUGGGGCUCUGUGCUCUUGCUGGCCUUGCUGGUUGCGGCAGUGGUGCUGUUUGUUGUGAUGGCCAAAAGGAAAGGGAACAGGCUUGCAGCUUGUGGCGAAUCCCAGAGUAACAGAGUUCCAGCCAUGGGAACUUCCAGAAAUUCAAGCCAGAUCCAGAAGAGGACGUGGAACAAGGGAUGUCACUGCUGAUGUCAGAUGGAUCCUGGUUGAAAGCAGAGAAUACGAGAAAGAUGUUUACCUGUGUUUUAUUGACUAUGCAAAGGCAUUCAACUGGGUGGAUCAUAACAAAUUAUGAAUAAUAUUGAGAAGACCGGGAAUUCCAGAACACUUAAUUGUGCUCAUGAGGAGCCUGUACAUAGAUCAAGGGGCAGUUAUUCAAACAGAAGGGGAUACUGCACCGUUUAAAGUCGGGAAAGCUGUGCAUCAGGGUUGUAGCCUUUCACCAUAAUUAUCCAAUAUGUAUGCUGAGCAAAUAAUCCUAGAAGGUGGGCUAUAUGAAGGAUGGGGUCAUCAGGAAUGGAGGAAGGCUCAUUAACAACCUGCAUUAUGCAGAUGAUACAACUUUGAUUGCUGAAAGUGAAGAGGACUUGAAGUACUUACUGAUGAAGAUCAAAGACUUAAGUAUGGAUUACACCUCAACAUAAAGAAAACAAAAAUCCUCACAACUGGACCAAUAAGCAACAUUGUGAUAAACUGAGAAAAGGGUGAAAUUGUCAAGGAUUUCAUUUUACUUGGAUCCACAAUUAACACCCACGGAAGCAGCAGUCAAGAAAUCAAAUGACACAUUGCAUUGGGAAAAUCUGCUGCAAAGACUUUUUUUUUUUUUUUUAAUUUUUAUUGUGCUUUAAGUGAAAGCUUACAAAUCGUCGGACUCUCAAACAAAAAUGUAUAAACACCUUGCUAUAUACUCCUCAUUGCUCUCUCCAUAAUGAGACAGCAUAUUCCGUCCCUCCUCUAUUUCUUUUCGAGUACAUUGGGCCAGCUUCUGACCCUCUACCCUCUCAUCUCCCCUUCAGACAGGAGAUGCCAACAUAGUCUCAUGUGUCUACUUGAUCCAAGAAGUUCAUUCUUCACCAGUAUCACUGUCUAUCCCAUAGUCUAGUCCAAUCUCUGUCUGAAGAGUUAGCUUUAGGAAUGGUUCCUGUCUUGGGCUAACAGAAGGUCUGAGGACCAUGACCUCUGGGGUCAUUCUAGUCUCAGUCAGACCAUUAAGUCUGGCCUUUUUACAAGAAUUUGGGGUCUGCAUUCCACUGCUCUCCUGCUCCCUCAGGGGUUCUUUUGUUGUGUUCUCUGUCAGGGCAGUCAUCGGUUGUAGCUGGGCACCAUCUAGUUCUUCUGGUUUCAGGCUGAUGGAGUCUCUGGUUUACGUGGCUCUGUCUGUGUCUUGGGCUCAUGAUUACCCUGUGUCUUUGGUGUUCUUCAUUCUCCUUUGCUCCAGGUGGGUUGAGACCAACUGAUGCAUCUUAGAUGGCUGCUUGCUAGCGCUUCAGACCCCAGAUGCCAGUCUCCAAAGUGGGAUGCAGAAUGUUUUCUUAAUAGAUUUUAUUAUGCCAAUUGACUUAGAUGUCCCCGAAACCAUGGUCCCCAAACCCCCGCCCCUGCUAUGCUGGCCUUCAAAGUGUUCAGUUUAUUCAGGAAACUUGCUUUUAGUUUAGUCCAGUUGUGCUGACCUCACCUGUAUUGUGUGUUGUCUUUCCUUUCACCUAAAAUAGUUCUUAUCUAGGAAACCCUGGUGGCGUAGUGGUUAAGUGCUACGGCUGCUAACCAAAAGGUUGGCAGUUCGAAUCUGCCAGGAGCUCCUUGGAAACUCUAUGGAGCAGUUCUACUCUGUCCUAUAGGGUCGUUAUGAGUCAGAAGCGACUCGACGGCACUGGGUUUGGCUUUUUGGUUUGGUACUAUCUAAUUAGUGAAAAGCCCUCUCCCUCCCUCCCUCCCCACUCUGGUAACCAUCAAAAAAUAUUCUCUUCUCUGCUUAAGCUAUUUCUCAAGUUCUUAUAAUAGUGAUCUUAUACAAUAUUUGUCCUUACAAAAGACCUUUUUAAAGACGUUAUCUUGAAGAUCAAGGUGCGCCUGACCUAAGCCAUGGUGAUUUCAGUCACCUCAUAGGCAUGCGAAAGCUGGACAAUGGAUAAGGAAGACCGAAGAAUUGAUGCCUUUGAAUUAUGGUGUUGGUGAAGAAUGUUGAAUAUACCAUGGACUACCAGAAGAAUGAACAAAUCUGUCUUGGAAGAAUUACAGCCAGAAUGCUCCUUAGAAGCAACGAUGGUGAGAAAAUGUCUCACAGACUUUGGACAUGUUAUCAGGAGGGAUCAGUCCCGAGAGAAGGAUAUCAUGCUUGGUAAAGUAGAGGGUCAGCAAAAAAGAGGAAGACCCUCAAGGAGAUGGGCUGACACAGUGGCUGCAACAAUAGGCUCAAGCAUAACAAUUGUGAGGAUGGUGUAGGGCUGGACGGUGUUUCGUUCUGUUGUACACAGAACCAACUUGAAGGCACCUAACAACAACACAAAUUACCAGAAACACACACAAAACCAAGGCAAGAAAAUGUAGGCACCUGGUAAGAUGGCUGACCACCUCGAAGGAUGGUGCCGUAUCGGGGACUCAGACUGGGCAUUCAGCAGUGGCUGUAGCCAAGACGGCCUUGGUGAGUGGAAGUCCAUGUUGCUGAACCCAUGCAUAACCUCCAUCCCUGCCACCAUGGCCACUUUGUCCAUGAGCCCACUGAGCAACGACGGGAGUGGCUGGAGAGAGGAUGAUUGGUUUCCCCAGAAUUCGUCAUCCUACCUACUUGAUUUUUAAAAUCCUCCUCUGCUGAGGUCACCCUUUGGUGAGCAUUAACAUGGGACACAAAUAUCUUCACUUCUGUGGCCCAUUCAGAGAGGUCUAUCUACAUACCUCUUCCCCAUAUCUCCUUGUCUCCAAUUUUCCAAUCGUGUUCCUUCCAAGUUCCUUACCAUCUAGCCAAACCAUUGGCCACAGCCCAUGAAUCAGUAUACAAUCACACAUCUGGCCAUUUCUCCUUCCAAGCAAAGUGAACAAACAGGUGCACUGCUGGAAGUUAUGCCCAUUGGGAGGAUUUCCCUUCACCACUGUUCUUUGGGGAGGUCCCAGAAUGGGGCUGUAGUGCUGGUGCUGCCCACUUUUGAGUGGUGCCUGCAUAUCACGUAGAACCAUCUGUAAACCAGGCACGAGUUUUCUCUUCCUUGGUCAACUGAUCAUAAGCAACUCCCCAUGAGGCCAUAGGUGCAGACUGGGAGAUGGAAGGUAAUGUGACAGGAGUGGAGACCACAGGCAUUUGGGCCACUUCCUCAUGCAACUUAUGCCUUCAGGUCUUGCUUGGGCCUGAUCUCAUAUACCACUUGCAUUUAAUGUUGGAGCACCGCUGUGCAUGUCUAAGUUUAUAGCUCUGUCAGACAACACCCAGUUCAUGACAGAUAGCUCAGGCUGCAUGGUAACUUGGUGGCUUAUGGUUAAACGUUCAGUUUCUAUCUACUAAGGCCCAGUAAUAAGCCAAAAGCUGUUUCUCAAAAGGAAACCAGUUACCUGCAGAAGAUGGCAGGGCUUUGCCCCCAAAUCCUAAGAGUCUAUGCUAUGAUUCACCAAUAAAAAACCCAUUGCCAUUAAUUCCAACUCAUGGAGACUCUAUACGACAGAGUAGAACUGCCCCAUAGCGUUUCCAAGGAGUGCCUGAUGGAUUCGAACUGCCAACCUUUUGGUUAGCAACUGAACUCUUAACUGCUACGCCACCAGCAUUUCCUGAUUCACCCAGAGUCCUGCCAAAGACUCCAAACAGCAUCUCUAUCUGCCACUGAUACUUCAAGCACCAUUAGAUCAGCCAGAUCACAUGGCCCAAGUGGCACAGCAGCUUUCACACCAGCCUAAACUUGUUGCAAAGCCUUCUCUUGUGGGCCCCACUCAAAAGUAGCAGCUUUCUGAGUCACUUGAUAAAUAGGCUGGAGUAGCACACCCAAAUGAGGAAUAUGUUGCCUCCAAAAUCCAAAGAGGCCCACCAGGCAUUGUACCUCCUUUUUAGUUGUGCGAGGAGCCACAUGCAAUAACUUAUCCUUUACUUUAGAAGGAAUAUCUUGACAUGCCCCACUGGACCCCUAGAAAUUUCACUGAGGUGGAAAGCACCUGAAUUUUUGUCAGAUUAAUUUCCCAUCCUUUAGCAUGCAAAUGUUUUACCAAUAAGUCCAGAGUUAUUGACACUUCUUCCUUACUAGGUCCAGUCAGCAUAAUGUCAUCAAUGUAAUAGUGACAUCUUGUGAAAGGGAAGGGUGAUCAAGGUCCCUGCAAACUACAUUAUAACAUAUGGCGAGAGAGUUGAUAUAACCACGAGGAAGGCAACUGAAGGUGUAUUGCUGGCCUUGCCAGUUGAAGGCAAACUGGUUCUGGUGGUCCUUUGAGACAGGUAUGGAGAAAAAGUCAUUAGCCAGAUAAAAAGCUGCACCAGGAGAUGUAUUUACUCAAGCAGUAAAACCACAUCUGGAACGGCAGCUGCAACUGGAGUCACCACCUGGUUAAGUCUUUGAUAAUUCACUGUCAUUCUUCAAUAUCCAUCCGUUUUUCUGCACAGGCCAAAUAGGUGAGUUGAACAGGGAUAUGGUGGGAAUCACAAACCCUGCAUACUUCAAGUCCUUUAUGGUGGCUGUAAUCUCUGCAAUCCCUCCUAGGAAGUGGUAUUGCUUUUGGUUUACUAUUUCCUAAGUAGGGGCAGUUCUAAUGGCUUACACUCAAGUUUUUCCUACCAUAAUACGCCUUACUCCACUUGUCAGGGAUCCAAUGUGGGGGUUCCUCCAGUUGCUGAGUAUAUCUAUUCUAGUUAUGCAUUCUGGAACUGGGGAAAUCACUACAGGAUGGGUUCAGGGGCCCACUGGACCUACUGUGAGACGGACACAAGCUAAGACUUCAUUAAUAACCUGACACACCAUAUGCCCCCACUCUGACUGGUGGGCCACAGUGACAUUUUAGGUCUCCUGGAAUGAGUCUCAGCUCAGAGUCAGCAUCCAGUAAUCCCUUAAAAUUCUGAUUAUUUCCUUUUCCCCAAUAAACAGUCACUCUCAUAAAAGGCCACAGAUCCCUUCAGGGAAGGCUGGGAGAAAGAUUAGCAGUAAAAGUUUUUGGCAGUGUACUGGAGUCCUUUCUCAAGGGGACCUGGCCUCUCCUUCAUUCAAGGCCUGUAAACUCACUCAAGUCUGAGAAUUGAUUGAGGGACCAUGACUAUUCUGGCAAUUCAAGUUAGAAUUACUCUGCUUGUAAAGAUCAAAUAAAUAUUCAGUAGAUUUCCUAUUUCACUCCCAGGAUACCAUGACUUAGGCAGUCAAAUGCCAUAAGCCCAUAUGAGUCAGACUCUUUUGAUCAUUGCUUUGACUCCACUGUCCAUUACAAUAACUAUGCUCACCUUGUCUUUGUUGAUUGAGUGCCACCACUGGGCCCCCUACUACCACUGGGUCCAAUCAGCCCCACUGUACUUAGGUGUCUUAGGGCAGCUCCCAUUGUCAAAUAUGACUUACAUAAAAUAACAAUCACCCACCCAACCCAGUGCCGUGAAGUCGAUUUUGACUCAAAAUCAUAGCAGUCUUCAAAGUUGCUGGGGCUCCCUUCCCAAAUUCGUUCCUCACCAUUGUGGUAAAAGGUGUGUCCUCUGGACACUUCAUGUGUGGGUCUGUGGGUCUAAUCUGAUAAAUCCACUCUAGCAUGCCAAUCUCCCUAAGCCUUUUGAUACCUUAUCCUACAGUACACCAAGGCAGGCAUGGUACUUCAACUUGAUUUAGUGUAGGCCACAUGUAAUCCAUGCUUCAGCCACCCAAUUAAAUAAACUAUUAUAUCUGGUUCUAACUUCUCGAGCUGAAAAACUGAAUGAAGAAUCUGUGCUUAGCGGGCCCAUAUCAAUAAACUAAGACUGAUUGAUCUUUAUGUUCCUUGCACAUUAUACCACACCCUUCAUAGCCAUUCCCACACAUAUUCCCCAGGUUUCUGUUGUACACAUUAGAAAAGUCAAGCAGUUCUUUUGGCGUGUGGCAUACCUUCUCCUGGGUCACACUUUGUACUUUACCUUUUGGGGCUUGCUGGGACUUAAGUCGAGUAAUAGGUCUAGACGCCAAAAGGGGUGAUGGGGAUGUGUUUUAAGAACAUUCAGCAUUGUCUUGUAAGCACCUGCCUCAGGCAAUGACUCACACAAAGACUCUUUAGACACAGCUGGAUUAAUUUCAUUAGAUGGGGUGGAGGGGCUAAUGGUUUUAUUGGCAGGAGUGAUUCAAUGGAAUUUAGGGGCUCAGUGCUCCCACUUCCUGAUUAUGUGACCAUAUGUCCCCAUCCCAAGUUUCAGGAUCCCAUUUUUUCCCAAUUAAUGCUCUCAUUUUAACUUCAGACACCACUUGUGGUUGGGAAUUGAGUUGGUGUUGGAAUUCAGCCACUCUUACGGUAAGACUCUGGGUUUUGUUUUCAGCGACAUCAGCUGUUACUACAAGAAAAAAGGCUUUCUUUCAAGGCACAAGUGGAAACUUUGAGGUCGUUUAUGCAGUGCUUGAGCUUUGACUCUGAAGUCCUGAACUAAUCUGAAUCUCUUUCACCACUUUGUUUAGCGAAAGUAGGACCAACCAAGCAGCUUCCUUAUACUUCUCAUUAUGACAAAAUUGUAGAAAGAUAUCAAACGUAUUGUCACUCAGAGCCUUGCCUUUCACCAAUAUGUGACCUACUGGUUGUGAUAUUUUGUGUUAUUUCUGUUACCACCUCACCUCAUGGAUUAGUGGUGUCCUCUUUACUGCUGGAAGCAGAGUUGUCAACACCUUUAAGAUUGAACAGACUUGAGAAUCAAUUUAGAAAACUCGCCCUUAGAUUUUGUUUCUCUAGAACCACUCUUGGUAUCAGAUGUCUUAGGCUGGGUUGUCUAGAGAAGCAAAACCAGUGAAGCAUAUAAAUAAAUAAAUAAAUCUAUCUCUCAAAGAAAUGGCUCACAUGAUUGUAGAGGCUGGAAUAUCCCAAGUCUGUGGGUCAGAAUAGAGGCCUCUCUUGAUCCACACAGCCACAGAGGCUGGUGAAUCCAAGAUCAGCAGGUCAAAUGGCAGGGCUCCCUGCUCACAGGUUGCAAAGCCUGACUAAUCCCAAGACCAGCAGGCAAGCAGCCAGUUCAAGUCCCAAGAACUAGAGGUUAGAUGAACAGAAGCCAGCUGCAGGAUCCAGAGUGAGCAAAAGCAAAAGCCUGUGAGUCUUGCCAGAGUGUCCACUUACACGUGAUGCAGGCUACACCCCCAAGGAAACUCCCUGACAACUGAUUAACCAGUCACAGCAGAUCCUGUCAUAGAGGUGAUCACAUUAUAUCGAACCUCAUCAUGGAAGGGAUCACAUCAUCAUACAACUGCCGAACCACUGAGAAUCAUGGUCCAGCCGAGUUGACACACAACCUUAACGAUCACACUCACCUAUUAUACGUAACUCUGGACUGUAGUUUCAUACAUACUUAGUACAAAAAGAUUUUAAAAGGCUGAAAAUAAAAAGAUGGGCCAAAGAAUAUCGAAAAUUGCUUCAUAUCAGAACUUUUGGAGUUCAGCUAAAAAAAUGCUCAGAGGAAAAUUCAUACCCUUAACAACAAAAAUUAAGCAUCUCACUCAAAUGUCUAAGAAGAAAAAUGGUAGAACUGGUAAUUAAAAGAGUUCAUUCUUUGAAAUGAAACAAAAAAACUGUUAGAUAACUUAAUGAAGUAAUAAAUAACAAGGGGAAAUAACCACGAAUAUAAAAGACACUGAAAAUAAUCAUGAAUGUUUAUGUUCUAGGACAGGGCCUGGGGUGGCAAGGA
Messenger RNA from Loxodonta africana (African savanna elephant), 14050 nucleotides. RefSeq names its product triggering receptor expressed on myeloid cells like 1 (gene TREML1). NCBI's taxonomy places the organism in Eukaryota, Metazoa, Chordata, Mammalia, Proboscidea, Elephantidae. Gene Ontology annotation, cellular component: plasma membrane. Bases 5716 to 6447 code for a protein of 243 amino acids. Gene Ontology annotation, biological process: platelet activation. The transcript has 6 exons. Gene Ontology annotation, molecular function: transmembrane signaling receptor activity. The record is from RefSeq and is a predicted model, not a curated record.